UUUAGAAAGGGGUCAGGGUUCCGGGGUUCUCUUAAGAUCUCAGUCAGGAAGUGUGUCCUGCCUGCUGCAUCGCCACUCAUCACCUGGUGAAACUGACGCACACUGGCACCAACCUCUCAGUGGACAAUUAAACAGGAAGCGAGGAGAGACAGGCUCAUUCACACGGAGUAAGACUGGGCAAAGCCAUUGUGAUUCUGACGAGAAAACCACACACUAGCUCUAUGCAGAGAACACCCAUAGCAAAGAGCAUCACACAUACCUCCUGUACAGCACGCUCGAAUGGACAGUUUUGUUGGUAGGUGUGAAAACCAAUGAGACCAUUGCAAAUAAAGUGAAAUUGUGACGUUUUGGGAAGAUUCUAAGGAAAACGGCUGAAUUUGAUAUUUCACUUCUUCAUAUAGAGGGAAGACUGCUGAGUUUUUUUUCUUCAUAUUGUAUGUUCCAGUGACUUUCACAUCUUCAAAAUCAAAUCUUCAAUUAAAGGAGGAGUAGUGCUGGGUGCGAGGAUGAACGGCAGCCAUUCAAACCUGUCUCUGAAGUGUGUGCGUGACACCAGCGUGACGGCAGUGGUCUUCCCCUGGCUCUACAGCGCCCUCUUCCUGUUUGCUCUGGUACUGAACUGCUUGGCUGCAUGGAUCUUCUUCAACAUCCGCAGCACCACCACCUUCGUGGUCUACCUGAAGAACGUAGUGGUGGCGGACCUGCUGAUGACUCUGUCCAUCCCAGUGAAGGUCCUGGCGGACGCCGACGUGGGCUCCUGGCGUCUGCGUGCGUUCUACUGUCGCUACUCUGCCGUCCUCUUCUACACCACCAUGUACAUCAGCAUCCUGCUCCUGGGGCUCAUCAGCCUUGACCGCUACCUCAAGAUAGUCAGGUCCUUUAGGAAGUGCGCCCUCCGGAGGGUCGGGGUGGGACAGGCCUUGAGUGCGGCCGUCUGGGCUGUGAUGGUGUCUCUGGCUCUGCCCAAUACCAUUCUGAGUGACCGCACACCGUCGCCCUCUGGUGGCCGGCUGAGGUGUACCUCCAUGAAGGGUCAGGCCGGCAUGCUGUGGCAUGAGGGAUUCAACUACUUCUGCCAGGUGGUGUUUUGGGGCACACUGGCUCUGAUGCUGUUGUGUUACACCUUCAUCAGUCGGAAAGUCUACGAAUCCUACAAAGCCUCGCGUAGUGGCUCCAAAGCAGCCAGCCGCAGGACCAAGGCCAAAGUCUUCGUGGUGGUGGGGGUGUUUUUCAUUUGUUUCGCCCCUUUUCAUUUCGCCAGGGUGCCCUACACUCUCACCCAGACCCGAAACAUAGCCAACCACUGCCAGGCGCAGAACGCACUCUACGUUGCCAAGGAGACCACUCUCUGGUUGUCUGCCACUAACGUGUGUCUGGACCCGCUGAUCUAUGUGUUCCUGUGCAGGGCUUUCCGGAAAAGAUUGACAGACAUGCUCAAUCGCAAGCCCUUCCCCCAGGGCGCUUUGGAGUCAGCCAAGGCAACCUCCACUCAGUUGGAGAUGUCACAGACUGUGCAUAACAGAACGUUAGAUGUCAGUUCGGCCUAGAAUCAAAAAGGACAGGUUUUUUGUUUCGGCCCUGUAGAAUUGUACAUCUAUAUUGGUCUGAUGUUAACCCUGGAUAAAUUGUGACCAGAGUAAAGCCCUCCAAACAUCUUUGGAUAAGUGGCUCUGUCUUUUUUUUAUAGUAUUUUGUUAUUAUUUUUUAUUUACUUUUCAUUAUU
Messenger RNA from Coregonus clupeaformis (lake whitefish), 1723 nucleotides. RefSeq names its product P2Y purinoceptor 13. Gene Ontology annotation, cellular component: membrane. Bases 507 to 1547 code for a protein of 346 amino acids. Lineage: Eukaryota; Metazoa; Chordata; Actinopteri; Salmoniformes; Salmonidae. Gene Ontology annotation, molecular function: G protein-coupled purinergic nucleotide receptor activity. The record is from RefSeq and is a predicted model, not a curated record. The transcript has 4 exons. Gene Ontology annotation, biological process: negative regulation of adenylate cyclase activity; G protein-coupled receptor signaling pathway.